AUGCACCUUGAGCGAAAACCUUUUGUCGAUGAUGCCAUCUAUGGAUUCACCGCUGACAAGAGACCUUGGUUGAUUCUAGACACAGAAAUUGAUUUCACGACCUACAUGGCUCAAGUCCGCGUGUUCAUCGGGGGCGAGACAGAGUAUAGCAAGAUCACAGGUCCCACGGGUCCUCUCGUCUACCCAGCCCUCCAUGUCUACAUCUAUACCGUCCUCUUCGACCUCACCGACGAAGGCACCAAUAUCCUCCGCGCCCAGAUCAUAUUCGCUGCCCUGUAUCUACUCACCCUAGCGGUUGUGCUUGCGUGUUACCGACGGGUUGGAGCCCCGCCGUGGCUCCUACUCCCUUUGGCACUCAGUAAGAGAAUGCAUUCAAUCUUCUUGCUGAGGCUGUUCAAUGACUGUUGGGCCACGCUGGCGUUCUGGGCGGCGGUAUAUCUGCUGCAAUGUCGGAAAUGGGAGAGUGGCUCAUUGGUGUGGGGACUGGGCUUAGGGGUGAAGAUGACAAUCCUUUUGGCUGCGCCCGCCAUCGGAGCAGUCGUUCUGCAAGGCCAUGGCACAAGAGAUGGGAUCUUUUGUGGUCUUUUCGUCCUGGUCCUUCAUCUUGUCAUUGCCAUGCCCUUCCUCGAUCGGGAAGCUGGGCUUCAAUAUUUCCAGCGCGCCUUCGAUUUCGGAAGACAGUUUCUCUUCAAGUGGACCGUUAACUGGAGGUGUGUAGGUGAAGAAGUGUUUUUGUCUCGCGGUUUCGCCGUCGGUCUCCUGGUCAUCCACGUCUCCCUGCUUCUUGUCUUUUUCCAGACCAAGUGGGUGAAACCCAGUUCUUCGAAUUUGCUGGAGUUCCUGAGGAAGUAUACCAGCUCGAUGCGGUACGUGGAGGAGCUUCGAGUCUCGAGGAAAAUCACGCCCACUUUUGUCAUGGACACAAUGCUGGGAAGUAUGGUCAUCGGGAUGUUAUGUGCCCGAAGCUUGCAUUACCAGUUCUAUGCAUAUCUCGGCUGGGCAACCCCAUAUCUUCUGUGGCGAGCAGGAGGAGGUCCAUUGUGGGUUUUCGUUAACUGGGCGGUCCAGGAAUAUUGUUGCGGUACAAGUGACUUGUGCACUGAUCGCAACGCCAGAUAG
Rhinocladiella mackenziei CBS 650.93 is the source of this 1119-nucleotide messenger RNA. RefSeq lists its product as uncharacterized. NCBI's taxonomy places the organism in Eukaryota, Fungi, Ascomycota, Eurotiomycetes, Chaetothyriales, Herpotrichiellaceae. Gene Ontology annotation, molecular function: dol-P-Man:Man(5)GlcNAc(2)-PP-Dol alpha-1,3-mannosyltransferase activity. Gene Ontology annotation, cellular component: endoplasmic reticulum. The coding region runs from base 1 to 1119 and encodes 372 amino acids. The transcript is spliced from 2 exons. The record is from RefSeq and is a predicted model, not a curated record.